CGCCUCUGGAAAUAUUGAGAGGUCGGCCGCUGGGGUGAAGAAAACCCCUCAACCGCCCUUCAGCAAUCACCUAGGCUUCCCCAAGACUCGCGCUCCUUCCUGAUCUUCUUCACCUCAUCCCCGCGCCGCUCCACAGAAGCCUGGCCCCCCUCCCUGUAUUCCUCUAACAAGUGAAGAAAUUGCAUUGAGAGCACGCGAUAUAGGGGCCCGGAACGCUGAUAAAAAUCUGUCAAAGGCCCAAAAACCAAUCCCACGAGUCCGCCUCCCUCCAACGACACACGCCCCUUCUCCUCCUUCAGAAAGCAUCCGCAAGUCUUCGUCUUCAACUUCAACUUCGGCGCCGCGCAGACCAUCGAACUUGAGAACUGUUACUUUACCUGGUAUCCACCCAAUCUUUGCAGCGCGGCGAGAAAGUGUAGUAGAAGCUAACGCACGGCAGAAGAUUCCCAGGACACGACCGUGAAAAUGACACAAAGCAACGGAUCAGAUGAGGUUGUUAUUCCCAAUCGCAACAGGCGCAGGACCAAUAACACACGAACUCGAGGCACCUGGAGAUCCAAUGGCGCCGAAAACUCUUGUUGGGCCCGGCGUCCAAAACCAGAGCCGCUUCGAGGGAUCGUAAGCCAAAAAGGCUCCUAUGCCACGAAUGAUAGACAAGACUCGGAGUUUCCAGAAACACCUACCAGAAGCUUUCACAAAGGUGUCAGUCUCGCGAACGACAACCGGUCUGACCAGCUCACACGCACGCUCACACCCACCCCUAGCACACAGAAGGAAAACCGUCGUAGUAAUCAGUAUGAGGAGGAGGCGAAUGAGCUGGAGCGAUUGCGAAAGCAGAUAGUGGUGAAUGCCCACAGACGCGCUAAUGAUCCGUCAGCUGGCGCAGAAAUGCUUUCUAGGUGUAGGGAGGGCCCUGGGACGGAGAUUCACUCGAAAGAGUAUCGAGCGAUAACAGAUAUCCGUACGGUACCUCAGGAAGGCAUACCCGAUUCUAGUUACCUUCCUGGACAUUCACAAAUGUUUUCCACAGAGGAUCCAGGAGAUACAGACCCAGAAGAUCUCAAACGCGACCUGGAAUCUCGAUUGAAGCUGUGCCAGGAAUUGUACAAAAAGAGCGCCACAGCCUAUCCAGUUGUCCCAGACGGCAAAGAUGAAAAGAUCAUGCUUUCUCCCAUGCCAACUGCGAAGCAAAAAGACAUUCUAAUUAAGCUUCAGAGCCCCAGUCGCGAGUUUGCGCCUCAGCCUACCCAUUUAAUCACAGGGAAGAAAGUAGUUGAGACACGUUGGAAUGAUCCUGUGAUCCUGGAUUGGGAGUACUGUCCGCCUGCCAUUCAUGAUGCGAAAAUCUACCAUGAGCGGUUCCAAAACUGGUUAGAGGAUACCAUCGAGUGCGCAAGUACUGUGGAUAUCUUCCACCAAGCUUUCUUCAAUGGUACAGCACAUGCUGAUGGCAAAACCUCCAUGUUUAUGCUAGACAUGCGUACCCAUGCGGUUCAUCUGGAUCCGGAGGAUAAAGAAUCAUGGAGCCACGUGCACGAAUCAGCCGCGGGAUAUUGCUGCAAUAUCAUCUUGCAGAACAAAAAAGCACUCGAGGAACAAGAGCUCCGGAAGCAGGUGGAACGCAAGCGUCGAUUUGAGGCUCAACAACUCCAGCCUCCGCGCACCCCAACCAGUCCGGUAGCAAACAUUUACCUUCGACCUGUUGAACCAAAAGACGUUCCUCAACUCAGAGAGAUUUACAACUGGUAUGCCAGGAAUUCAAUUGACAGCCCGAAUACCGAAGAUCUUGAUGAGGAUGAGGUCCGCCAGCGCGUUGAAGAUACCCGCAACGCUAACCUGCCCUUUAUCGUCGCCAUUGAUCGCCGUAGCGCAUCCACCGAUACCGAGAAUAUUCUUGGAUAUGCACUCGCAAGAGAGUUUGAUCGUCAUCACCUCGCAAACCAGUUUACAGCAGAAUUGGAACUGUACGUCAAAAAUGGACACAAGAGACUAGGCAUUGGUAGAUGUCUUCUAGACAAGCUGCUUGAAGUUUGUGAUUCUACUUACGUGCCAAAGCCUGGGUACCGUUUUGAGGCGAAGCGUGAGGAUCGUUCCGGUUAUUAUGGCGGUGGCAGGCGCAAGCUGGCUCGGCUAAUUUUCACUCUAUGUUACGUGGAUAAUAAGGAAACCACCGACCACACGAAUGUGAAGAGAUGGCUCAAGGAAUAUGCUGGUUUUGAGGAGCAGGGUUUGCUCCGGGGUAUCCGAGUCAAGAAUGGCUAUUUGGUUAAUGUUGCCUACCUCGUACGCACUAUCGGUGAAGUUAACGCAAUAAUAUGGGACCCAUAGCAACUCAAAAGCAAGCGCCAGGAAAUCAGUUUUCAGCUCCGAAAUGGGAUAUCCAAGUUAUUUCAAAAGUGUACCACGGUGGAAGUGAGAUUUGGAAAAUGAAUGAAAUCGACGGAGCAUAUUAAUGCUGAGAAGCGGCAGAGAAGGAUAUUGAAUAAACCUUCUGCAGAAAAUUUGUGUUUUAACGUCAGAAUCAACGCGUUAUUUUCUCC
Aspergillus versicolor CBS 583.65 is the source of this 2540-nucleotide messenger RNA. RefSeq names its product GNAT family N-acetyltransferase. The record is from RefSeq and is a predicted model, not a curated record. The transcript is spliced from 2 exons. The coding region runs from base 466 to 2328 and encodes 620 amino acids. Lineage: Eukaryota; Fungi; Ascomycota; Eurotiomycetes; Eurotiales; Aspergillaceae. Gene Ontology annotation, molecular function: acyltransferase activity, transferring groups other than amino-acyl groups.